GAUAUUACCUCACAAAUCUAAUCUCCUUGACGGUUGGAUACUACCUUUUCCUGGAUCGGAUCGUUCAGUUAUGACGAGGACGCAGAGAUACUUCUAUGAGAACGAAUCUAAGAGACCAAUCCAAGUGAACACAUAUUUUGUUGUAAAGUCGAUAUUUCUCAUAAUAUUAUUUGCUAUUGGUGGCGCCAUCUUCAGCAUUUUGAGUAAAUUCGAAUGUGGCAGAAAAUUAUUAUUGGAUUAUCCCGAAUUAUUCAGUCUGGGAGCGUUCAGCAAGAAACAGCCUUCAGAAGAAAAAACAGAAAAUACUUGGUUCCAAUUGACAUUGUAUGGAGAGGGAUGGAGUGAACGCUUAGAAAAUGAGCUUGAUAACUAUACCACGCCAUGUGAUAGGAGUAUUGUAGGAAAAGUCAAGGGAAGGAAUCCUGGUUACGGUGCUACCUGUAUAUGUUUGGUUAGUGCCGCUAUUGUUGUACUCACAGAGAGUGACAAGAUGCCGGGAGAAGGCGGAGUACUUCCUCCUGGAGCAGCAUUUGCAAAUACUUCCCUCAUCAAACUACUCAAUGAAAAUGGUGUAACUUUUGAGAUCGUUUCUCAGAAGAGUAUAUAAUAACCAUCCAUCUUAUGCUUUAUGUUUACAUACCUGUUGAAGGUUGAUACCUCUUGUAUUUCUAUUAUAACUGUUGUUUGGAU
This is a messenger RNA of Leptinotarsa decemlineata (Colorado potato beetle), 690 nucleotides long. Its product is annotated as saccharopine dehydrogenase-like oxidoreductase. Gene Ontology annotation, cellular component: lipid droplet; plasma membrane; mitochondrion. NCBI's taxonomy places the organism in Eukaryota, Metazoa, Arthropoda, Insecta, Coleoptera, Chrysomelidae. The record is from RefSeq and is a predicted model, not a curated record. Gene Ontology annotation, biological process: glycolipid biosynthetic process.